GUUACAACAACAAUGUUAUCUACCUUGUGGGAGUACAGCGCAUGGGCAGCCAAGUGGUCUACUCUGUUCUUAAUGUUAACUCCCUUAUUCUUGACAGUCUGGUUUUACCUUAUGUCAAUCACUGCUCAUGUUUACCGUUGGAGAAAAAGAGAGGUGUCAGAAGCAUUUAAUGACAGCUUUUGGGAUGGAUUUAGGAUGUCUCUUGCUGCAAUCACAGAAGCUCAAGGAAAAAUUUGGCACAAUAUUGAAUUUGAUGGACUACAGCAUUUACCCAAAAAAGGUGGUGCCUUACUCGUUGGCUACCAUGGAGCUUUACCGUUAGAUGCAUAUUACUUCCUUGCUCAUUGUAUUUUGGAGAGAAGAAAACUGAAAUUAGUAGUUGACAAGUUCUUGUACAAUGCUCCUGGAUUAAGGCUUUUAAUGAAAGUAUUAAAUCUAACACCUGGCACUAUAAGUGGCUGUGUUACUGCUCUUAAAGAUGGGGAAACGUUAAUGAUUUAUCCAGGAGGGCUCCGAGAGUCUCUUCUCUCUGAUGAAAAAUAUGAACUCAUUUGGAAUGCACGACAAGGGUUUUCUCGGGUUGCUCUUGAAGCAGAUGUCCCUAUCAUACCAUUCUUCACUGAGAAUAUAAGAGAAGCUGCCAGAUCAAUCAAAUUUUCUGCUAGAUUAGCCUCUUGGCUGUACGAAAAAACUCGACUACCAGUUAUUCCUAUCAUUGGGAUAUUUCCUGUGGAACUAACGAUGCACCUUGGACGCCCCUUAAGCUUUGAUGAUGAAGAAGAGCCAAAGAUUGUUGCAGAGAUAGUUACUCAACGUGUUACCCAACUAAUAGAGACACAUCAGCGACGUCCUGGAAGUAUUUUGAGAGAACUUUAUAACCGGUUUUGGGUGAGAGGUAGAGGUCAUCCACAUUCAGAUUGAUUUUCACAUUAGCCCACAAUUAAUGAUAAAUCUGUUGAAUAAGAAGGUACAGUAGAGCUUGAAAUUGUUUUUACAUAUUGAUUUAAUAAUUUAAAUUGUGAUUAAUAGAUUAUAAACUGCCUCGUUUUGUUAAUAAAAUGCAAUUAGUUUUAAGAGUACAUGGUGAGUUAUCUCAUGGUAUCAUGCCCAUGGUUUCUGUCUGUAUAUAUAACUUAGAAAUGUUCGAUAAUUUGAGUUAUGGAUGCUGUGUAGGCAGCUGGAUAGGAUGAAUGUUAACUGUUUACAUUGAAUUUAUUUGUAAAAUGUACAUAAGUGUAUAAUUACUCUAUUAAGUUGAUAUUAGUAAUUAGAUAAAAUAAUUAACUUAUUUUUGAUCAGACUUUGGAAGUUAAAAAUACCUUACUGUAGGUUGGAUCAGGAAAACUGCAUGAAUAUUUUCU
This is a messenger RNA of Bolinopsis microptera, 1361 nucleotides long. RefSeq names its product DGAT1/2-independent enzyme synthesizing storage lipids-like. Gene Ontology annotation, molecular function: acyltransferase activity. The coding region runs from base 13 to 921 and encodes 302 amino acids. The record is from RefSeq and is a predicted model, not a curated record. The transcript has a single exon. NCBI's taxonomy places the organism in Eukaryota, Metazoa, Ctenophora, Tentaculata, Lobata, Bolinopsidae.